GUCACGUUUCACACAUAUCCUCACUAUCAUCAUCAUCAUGGAGUCCACACGAGAGCAGUACAUCCUUCCGGAUACACCACCUCAACAAGAACCAUCAUUCCCAUCUUACUGGGCAGUGCAAGCUGCGCGGAAGAAGAAGAUUCCUUCUACCAGCGCUGCACCCCCUGCUGCUGCUGCUGCUGUCGCAUCUGACCCCGAGGACUCGCCCCUGAAGAGACGUGGAGUCUUCGUGGAGAGGAGGAUGAGCGGCGAUGAGCUCAUUAUACCAGACACACCACCAUCAUCUCAUCUAGGAUGGGCGCCGAAGCGAGUGCCGCUAACAACAAUUACCAGCAACAGACAGCAGGGGAAGAGAAAACUGCAAUUUCUCGAGGAUGAGGACGAAACCAACUUCGUACCCCCAAAGAAACAUAUGUCUGAGAACACCUCCAUGGCUCCGCUACUGGAGGAGGCAUCCGCACGGGAUGAUGAUGAUGAUGAGGACUUCAUCACACUAAUCAAUAAACCAACACCAAAACCGUGGGUACCUCUCCGUGAGCUGGCGGAGGAUGUUCCACAUGGUAUAAUCGCAGUACGGGAGGAAACGAACCAUCACGGUAGAAGAAUUAUUUUAAAAAUUAAUAUUGCAUCUACGAAGAAAAUCUCUGAGGUAUACCUGCCUCAGAGAUUUUCUUCAAUAAUUUCACCUGCUAAAGUUGUAAAAUUCAAUUCUAACUGUAAAAAUUUAGGAAUAGUAGUGAAGCAUAUAACCGCUACAUGGAGCGAUAUUAAGAUUGUUAAAAUUUAACAAUCUUAUUCUCAUAGCAUGUAGUGGUUAUAUGUUUCACAAGUAGUAUAUAAUGUAAAUAUUGUAGUGUUUGAUAAUAAAUUGUAAUAUUGUUUUUAAAAAAUUGUUCUUAAUUCUCACCUGUUUGUUGUGUCAAAGAAGAAGAAGAAGAUGUAGAAUAGUUCACGCAAGAAUAGAUCCACUUGUAACUGAACACUCAAUGAAUGUAGAAUAGUACAGUCAAUGAGUGUUCGCUCACAAGAGAAGCUAUUUUAUAGUUGCUGCUGCUGCGCACACGCGCAUGCCACUCUUGACCUUGUUGCGAGAUUCUCCUCCUCCUUCUGUUUGCGCUAUACACUCACUAUAGGUAUAACAAUCUAUUUUUAUCAGUAUGCUUACAACACUUGAAUGGAGAAGUUGUACAAUGAAGAUAAUCGUAUGGAGAGUUUUAUUUGUUCUUCUCUUUAUAAUAUGUUGUGUGAAUAUGCUAUUACUUUUCCAUAUUGCUUUGAAAAAAUAUGAUUCAAUGCAAAAUGAUAGUAAGAGAAUAUUGGAAUCUAUACAAAAUG
Nilaparvata lugens (brown planthopper) is the source of this 1335-nucleotide messenger RNA. RefSeq lists its product as uncharacterized. The transcript is spliced from 2 exons. Bases 38 to 787 code for a protein of 249 amino acids. The record is from RefSeq and is a predicted model, not a curated record. NCBI's taxonomy places the organism in Eukaryota, Metazoa, Arthropoda, Insecta, Hemiptera, Delphacidae.